UUCCCCCGCACCAAGCACUAAAAAGCAACCAGAUCGACAAGAACACAAUGCCACUGAGAUGCAGUCGAUACCGUAGUCCCCUCUGCAGUAACCCAUAGUAACCUCUUCUUUCAACAUUGCAUCCAUCCACAUCACAAUAGAGACCAUGGAUCAAGCACAACUGGAACAAAGCCUCAAUGUCAUCAAGUCAAAGCCUGUUGAUCCCUUGAUGCAGCUUUCCGAGGCGGAAAUUGCCAGGGCUGUCAACAUCAAGGCCAGUGUCGAGCAGGACGACAGAAUUCAGAAUCGAUCCGAUUUUGAAUAUGUUCAGUAUGCCCUCACAAACCUCAACGAAACUGUGGAACAAGUUCUGGAGCGUGUCUACUUGGUGCAAUGCUUUCGGCAAGAAUACAGACUCAACGACACUCCUGAAGAGGGGGCCGAAUUCCUUCGCAAGUGGUCCCUCAUGUGUCCGGGGCUCAUACUUGCUGUGGAUCAUCUACCAAUACAUAAAAACUACACUGUAACUAUUGAUAUGUCAAAGCUUCUCCCCAAAGAACAAAUUAAAACAGAUGAAGACUUGAGGGUUUAUAUGGCUGGCCAUUAUUACUAUUGGAACAGUCUCUACCCAAACUUUAUGGCCAUUCGACAAGGUUGGACUUGGGUUGUGGAAUGUGAGGGGACAACAAUGGCAUCCUUGGAUCCAGAGCUGAUUGAAAAGUCGGGGCAUCACCUUUUCAAAUCAUAUCCCAAAAAUGAAAAGAGCAUAUUCGUGCUCAAUACAUCCACAACAAUCAACAUCUGGUGGUCCUUGUUCAAGAGAUUUGUGCCCGCCGAUCAAAGAGCCAAAUAUCAUUUGGGAUAUCAAAUUGAAGGUUUUGAAGGACGGCGCAUUGAUGGACUCUACAAGAUGCCAACAGAAGAAGCAGGAAGACAGAGAAUGAUCAGCCAUGUCCACGAAUUCCUGACACUUCGGAAAAAGAAUGAAGCUGAAUUUUCCUUGGUGGGGGCAGCUCUCCAGAUUAUGACACCAGAGGAGGUGCAUCAGGUAAUUGCAAACCAGAAUGAUCGGAUGGCUGACUAGCUCAACAUGAACGUUUUAAGAAAACUUUUGCACAUUC
Messenger RNA from Seminavis robusta, 1100 nucleotides. NCBI's taxonomy places the organism in Eukaryota, Bacillariophyta, Bacillariophyceae, Naviculales, Naviculaceae. The record is from the annotation of a GenBank genome assembly.